Molecule: messenger RNA, 480 nt
Organism: Micromonas pusilla CCMP1545
Lineage: Eukaryota; Viridiplantae; Chlorophyta; Mamiellophyceae; Mamiellales; Mamiellaceae
Exons: 1
Molecular function (GO): sphingosine-1-phosphate phosphatase activity
Source: RefSeq, a predicted model, not a curated record
CUCAACGAGAGCACCAAGUUCAUCGUGUGCUUCAUCGCGUUCGCGGUGCUCGUGACGCACCCGAGCCCGAAGACGUCGUGGUGCAUCCUGGGCUCGUUCGUCGCGUACGUGAACGGGAAAAUUCUGAAAAAGUGCAUCGGGCAGACGCGGCCGGAGUCGCUCGACGGCGGUAAACGACGCGCGGACCCGGGGAUGCCGUCCUCGCACGCCAUCUCGCUCGCGUUCAUGUCCUGCUACGCCGCGGCCGCGGUGUACCGCGGCGAGAACUCGCUGUCGUUCCAGGCGAUCUUGUACUACCUCCCGGAAUACCUGACGCCGCACUUCGCGGCGAUAGCGAUCUUGGGAGGCGUGUUUCUCACGUGGCUGCGCGUCGCGCUCGGGUAUCACACCGCGCCGCAGGUGUUCGCGGGGUACGCGAUGGGCGCGGCGACCGCGAUCGGGUGGCUGUGGGCGGGGGAGACGCUCGUCGAGCCCGCGUUC